This is a messenger RNA of Solea solea (common sole), 4665 nucleotides long. It is a transcript of the gene il22, whose product is annotated as interleukin 22. Gene Ontology annotation, cellular component: extracellular region. The record is from RefSeq and is a predicted model, not a curated record. Lineage: Eukaryota; Metazoa; Chordata; Actinopteri; Pleuronectiformes; Soleidae. The coding region runs from base 3628 to 4422 and encodes 264 amino acids. The transcript is spliced from 6 exons.
UGGCCAAAUCUUUUUCACCUAAAAAUUUAAAUCGUCUUUGUCGCGACACGUAAAAUAUUCCCCACUGAAAAAAACCUGCACAGAAGGAACUGUUUUUCAUUCGUCCCGUUGAAGUGGUCGAACCGAUGAAGAAAUCGCGAAUACCGCACACAAAUAAAGAAACGGACGCGUUGGUUUAUCAGGAAUGGGCCCAGGAUGGAACCAUGAGGAACUCCAGAAUCACAUGAGUUUUUUUGUUGUUAUUUUUUAGUAAUCCUUGUAAAUAAUUUGCUUUGAACGCAUUCAAAUAGGAUUAACUUGCUAAAUAUCACAUAAAACCCUUCAUUUUUUCACUAUAUUUAUAUCGUGAACCAGGACGCGUGGACAUAUCAAACUACCAACAACUGAUAACAACAAAAGCUAACUAUAUUUAUGACAAACAGUUAGCUCCGCCCCCUCCUCCUUCAUGUCUGAUACAACAUUUAAGUUGUUUUAUCGCAAGUUUUCUAUUGUUGGUUUUAACGACGUGAAUCUUUCAAUUUCAAACAUCCGUGACUCGAACGACCGAAGCUAAUGUCACGCCCGCUAUCGUACGCUCUCAAGAGUCGUGUUUGGCGUUAAAGUAGCGUGCUGCAACUUUGUUGUUUUUUUUACAAUGUUUAAAUCCACAGGUUUACGUCAUUCAACUGGUAAUUAACAGAAAACACACACACACAGAUUAACCACUAAACUUUUCCCAUUACACACACUAAACAAACACACACACACACAAUGUUGAGCGUGAAUUCCCCCUCGUAACAAUAUAACGACAAGAACAAACAAAAGUAAAGCCAUGGUUACACCUGGACUCAAAGCUCCAGGUCAAAGGUCAGCACACCAAACACUUUUAUUCACAUUAAUACACAUAAUAUUUAACAUUUAAUAAACAUUACGCUCAAAAUACAGACAUUAAAAGAACGACAGUUACAUAAAUUAGCCAAAUUAUAUAUAAAAAAAAAUCCACAAUAAAUAUAAAUGUACGAGUAUUUGAGAGAUUUGAAUGUCUUUUUAUUAUUUAACGUGACUUUUAGAGACAGAGUCACAGAAAUAUCGCAACUACACAAAUUAAGUUAAUAUCAGGUUUAGAUUGAAGAACUUUUUAUUUAGAAGACGUUUAAAUGAGUUAAUUUAUGCAAUUUAGUAACAAGACUGGGAAUAAUUUGCUGGUAAAAAAACAAACAGUUUUAACCCAAAACUCAAAGUUAAUCUGCAAAUUUAGACCAAAUUCUAAUGGGUUAUUUAAAAAUGCUGGCUUUUGUUGAACUCAUUAAAGGCAGAAAAAACCUUCCCUCUUCACCUGUGGUUACUUCCUCUCCGUCAUGAAGUGGUUGCUCCACUUUUGAUCUUCUUCGCGUGUCAUGAGUAACAUUUUUGCUUUUAUGAUGAUUUGAUUUACACAAAAUAAAUCAGCAAAAAAAAAAAAAACCUAACGGUGACAGUGGAAACAGUGGUGUCGUGUUAAAACAGCUUUGAUCCUGUACCCCCCCACCACACACACACACACACACACACACACGUCACACAACAAGAAGGUAAGGGAAAAAGUCAGUUCAUCAUUUUACUAAGUGCAAUGUUAAGUAAUAUCGGAAACAACAGGGACAAAAACUGUUGAACCUAAAAAAAAAGUUUGAAAACUGUUGUUCUGCGAGAAAUGUACAUUCUCAAUCCCAAUUUUUAGUUCCUCUUCAUUUUGUAAGUUUAGCGCCCGUCUAGAGUAAAAUGUAAAAAAAUCGUACAUGAAUAACGAAACUGGGGUUAGUUUUUAUGACAGUUGGUUUAUCGGAAAAAAGGACCCAGGGUAGAACCAUGAGGAACUCCACAAUGUUUCUGUUCGUCCAGCACUUUGUCGCAGUUUGACAACAGAACUUCUUGGUGCCAUUACUGAAUAGUCUGUAUUCCCUUGAAUGUCCAUCAGGGGGCGAAUCUACCGUUUGCUAUGUAAUGCUACAAAAACCUAAAGGUCUUAAUCUAAAUUUUUAGCACUUCUUUAAGACAGCAUGGCGACCAUUUUGUAAAAGAGAGUCUGAUAGCUUAAACGUAAAAAUCGGAACCAAAUAAGGAAACUGGGGUUUAUGAGAGAUCGGAAAAGGACUCCAGAAUUUUUCUGUUUGUUUCUUUAAAUAUAUAUACAUCUCAAUCUUAAUCUUUUUUUAGCUCUUCUUCAAUGCAGCACAGUGGCCAUUUUGUAAAUGAUGUUACAUUUCUAACAUUAACACACUUCCCCCGUCAGUCCUAAUGCUCUCAGUAAGCUCCACCCCCUUGCUUCUAUCCCAGCACCACCCUCUCAUCUAAAUAUGUUUUCUUCUGAUUUAAAACAAAACCUGUUAUGGCACUGAACUUCAAAACCUGAUUUUUUUUCUGGGGUUCCUCAAGGUUCAAUGCUGGGACCAUUUUUUUUAAUAAAUCCUUCAAAUAAAAAAACCUGUCAUUAUUUUCUUCUAGGUUCGAGCUUCGUGAUGGACGUUAACAUGGUUGUCAGACAGAUUAAAGAUUAAAUUCCUGUUUUUUGUAAAUAAUCCGAGCUGCUUUUUUUAUUUCAGUAUUUUAAUGUCGCUUCAUCAACAGAAUAAUUUCUUUCCUCUAUUGCAGAAAAUCUGAAACUAGUGAUUGAGACAUUAACUUAUCAGGAAAAUUAUCUUGAGUUCUUUUCGCAACUGGCAGAGUAGCCCCCUGGUGGCACACUGCUAUUACUGAUAUCCAAUUCUAUCACUGAUAGGAAAAGUCAAAAUCAAAAAAACAUCUUGUUGUAUAGUCGAAAAGACCACUAACCAGGGGAUAAUUUAGGGGGCGGGGCUAUGGAGUGAUUGACAGCAGGUGUUAGGCACAUCCUCUCAAUCUCAGUAAAUUCCAUCCCUCGCUUCAGUCUCAGCUUCCAGGUGCAACGAACCCAUGAUGAAUUUGGACAAACCAGAGAGAGGUCAUCACUCUGGAGUUCCUCAGGGUUCCAUUCUGGGCCCGUUUUUUUUUUUUUAACGCCAGUUUCCCCGUAAUUCUUAACGUUUUUUUCUGGUUCAAUGACGACAUCUACAGGCAUCGCAAUUAUUUUAAUCUGCAGAUAUAAUAAUUGUUAUUAUUUAUAAUAAAAAGUGAGAUUAACGUGGAUUAGUAGUUUGGGAUUUUUCAUUAGUUUUGAAAAAAUGGAUUUUGUCAAUGUUUAGUUUUUGUGUUAAUUUUAGUUGAUUAGUAUUUGCCAGGUGCAAGACUCAAAAAGGUCAUAAUAUGUCAUCUUCAUAAGAACCCAAAAGGUUUAUUUAUUAAUGAAAUUUGUUUUGUUUGUUUUUAUUUUAUUUCUUCAGUUUAAAUAUUCAUUAUUUGCUCAGUUUGCAAUAACCUCGACUGCCUGGAGUAUUUCUGGCAAUUCUUUACGUCCCUUUUGUCGUUCAAUGUACAGAACAAGUCCAGCGUGACAUCGUUUCUCCGCGUGAGGGAACUUUAUUUACACGCACACACCCGGACAAUAGAAGAGGAAGUGAUGUCACAGGAGGAGAACAAAACGCUGCUUUUUGCAAAUUUGAUGACAAACGUUUAUUUUGUCGUCACACUUUGACUUAAAGUUAAUUUCCUCUUUGUGUAAGUGACAGUAAACACACACACACACACACACACACAAUGAUGACCUGUGUGUGUGUGUGUGUGUGUGUUGGGGUUUUUCUGCUGGUUAUUUGUCCUACAUUUCUGCAGAGGGGGCGGAGGAUGGAUGAGUAUAAAGAGAGACGGGUCGCCGAGACGACUUCACACAACCUCUGCUCACACAGGUUAAAACUUCUUCAAACUUUUCUCGCUCCCUCGCCUCUCACAAAGAUGAAGCUCGACCUGGUUGCCAUGGUUACCUCCUCCUCAACCUCCAUUCGCUCAGUGACCACCAAGCUCCUCCCCCUCCUCCUGCCGCUGCUGCUGAUUGGUUGGUUGGAGCAGGCGGCGGCUCAUCCUGCGGACCGAGCGCUGAGUCCACCGCUGCGGAGCGGGGAAACGUACACGGCUGUUCAUGAAGUGUCCAGACAUGCUCAGAGUUUGGAGAAAGACGACGACUCCAGCGUCAGACUCCACGCCCGCAUCGGCGCCGACCAGGACCACAUGAAGGUCUGCUGCCUCCACGCCAACAUCCUCAACUAUUACCUGACCAACAUCCUGUGUCACCGUCACGAGCAACAUCCCAAGAUGCUGCGCGUGAAGAUCGACCUGAGCCGAGUCAGCGACGACCUGCAGGCGCACGGCUGUAAUGUGACUCACUACCACGAUCAUCAUCACGCCGUGGAGUUUCGCAGGAAACUCGCAAGUAUGGAGGGCGAGCGAGGCAUCAACAAAGCCGUGGGCGAGAUCGACAUCCUGUUUACGUAUUUGUCCGAUUACUGCGUCCACAACAAGAACAACACCGCUAACGCCGCUAACGCCGCCGCGCUCUGACGCCGCUAGCGUUGUUUUUAUUUAUUUUUAUACGUCGACUUUCAUACUUUAAUUUAUUCACUUAUUUAAAUUAACAACAUAUUUAACAUUUUUUUUUAAAUAUUUAUAGACAAAGUUAUUGAUCGAUUUAUUGAUCAGAGUUUGAAUAAGCGAUCACUUUGUUAUCGGUUAUUGAUCUUGUUGCCAUUUUAUGGCCGUGUCAGUGUUACAGUGUUGAUGAUGUCACAGACUGUGUUUGCCACC